AAUACAUAAUAAGAGACAGAUGUACGGAAAACAUUCAGUGUAAAUUGUUCACAAGGAUGAAACUCUUCCUGAUUGCGUUUGUUUGUGUGAUAAUGUGUGUGUGCAGCACAGAUGGUUGCAGUGCCUGGAGCGUAUGUUCUUCUUCCUGUGGCGGAGGAACGAAGACACGACACUGUUUUUCCUGGUGGGGAAUGAGUGGGAAGGAAACAGCGACAUGCAACGCACUCUGCUACAAUGGCGGCACAUUCGAUAACUCACAGUGCCAGUGUACUGACGGAUGGUCAGGCAAAUGCUGCCAAGAGAAGUCAAAAUAACAUCUGAUCAGAGGACAUGGUGAAUGACAUUAGCACGCUGUAUUUUCCCUGACGAAAAUAUCUUUAAACUAGAGGGAAACAAAUGACGCUAACUUGGUUUGAUUCAUUGUCAACAUGUUGGAGUUUAUCUGGCUUACAAUAUAAGAAAUAAAAGUAAAAUAUAGGUAUAGACUAGUA
Molecule: messenger RNA, 491 nt
Organism: Mya arenaria
Lineage: Eukaryota; Metazoa; Mollusca; Bivalvia; Myida; Myidae
Product: multiple epidermal growth factor-like domains protein 11
Exons: 3
Coding region: 57-314 (85 amino acids)
Source: RefSeq, a predicted model, not a curated record